Molecule: messenger RNA, 3980 nt
Organism: Sphaeramia orbicularis (orbiculate cardinalfish)
Lineage: Eukaryota; Metazoa; Chordata; Actinopteri; Kurtiformes; Apogonidae
Gene: kcna10a
Product: potassium voltage-gated channel, shaker-related subfamily, member 10a
Exons: 2
Coding region: 436-2172 (578 amino acids)
Biological process (GO): protein homooligomerization; action potential; potassium ion transmembrane transport
Cellular component (GO): voltage-gated potassium channel complex; membrane
Molecular function (GO): protein binding; delayed rectifier potassium channel activity
Source: RefSeq, a predicted model, not a curated record
UCAAGCUUUGGUUUGAGGACGAAAAAACAGGGAUUUUGCAAGCGGAGAAUUGGCCAAAUUAAACGUAAUCAUGUUGUUGUUAUAUCACUAUCACAUCUGGCCGCUGGGUGCUUGGCCGGAGCACCUCUGCCGUGGAUGCUGUCGGUGCGGUCAGUCCGGGGGUGACAGGGCGCGCGUUUUGGUCCGUGGAUCCGGUGCGCACUAACCAUGACUCCGGGACUGCCCGGAGCGCCAAACUUUCUCCAAGUUUGUUGGAUCAUGGCUGUAUUGAAGGCGUUGGAGGAAGACAGAAUAAAAGAUACAGUCCAUUCAUCCUGUAAGUUCUGCUGAAGACUGGAUACUCCAGUAUUCUGAUUCUACUGACUGAGACUCCCAUCAGCCCACCUGUCUGUGUUAGACUGUCUUAUCCUGGGGUCCCAAGGCUGAACUAGAGCCAUGGAGGUGGCCCUGGUAGACUUUGAGAGCCUUGAUGACAUUGACGGUGGCCUUGAGGAUGAAGUCGACACCUUCGCUGAUGAGACCACAGCCCUUACUGUGGACAUACCCCCAGAGCCCAGUGGCCAAGCCAGUAACUACCUCCUGCGAGCUCCUCAACGUACCUCCACGCCAUCUCAAAGCCCUCGACCCUCCUGCAAUUGGGAUUCCCCCUUACCUCUGUGUUCCCAGGCAAAGACACUGGGUGUGCCCCAGUCUCCACAAAUGCCAACACCAAGUAGACAAGGGCGCACUAGUUGUGCCAGCAUGAUCUCCAACUGGAAAUUGCUGCUAAGCAGUGAGAGCAAUAAAGAAAGUGAGAGAAUCUUCAGUCGACUCGCCCGGGAAUGCUGCGAGGAUCUGUUUGUAGAUAAACGAGGGCUCGAUGAUGGAGAUCAGAAGGUCAUCAUCAACAUUGCAGGUCUCCGUUUUGAGACACAACUUAAAACAUUAGACCAGUUUCCUGAGACACUGCUGGGAGACCCUCAAAAAAGAAUGGACUACUUUGAUCCAAUGAGGAAUGAAUAUUUCUUUGAUCGAAACCGACCCAGCUUUGACGGGAUCUUGUAUUACUACCAGUCAGGGGGCAAAAUCAGACGCCCAGCUAAUGUUCCUCUGGAUGUGUUUGCAGAUGAAAUAAUCUUCUAUGAGCUUGGGAGUGAGGCUAUGGAGCAGUUCAGAGAAGAUGAGGGUUUCAUAAAGGAUACUGUGAUCCCUCUGCCCACUAAUGAUGUAUAUAAGCAAUUUUGGCUGUUAUUUGAGUAUCCAGAGAGUUCCAAUGCAGCCCGGGGUGUAGCACUAGUAUCUGUUUUUGUUAUUGUUAUUUCCAUCAUUAUUUUUUGUAUGGAAACACUACCAGAAUUCAGAGAUGAAUCUGACCCAGUCGUGCCCACAGCAGUACAGCCUUUCAACCAAACCAGAGGUUACAGUUCUGUGGCUCCACCUGGUGUAAAGCCAACCUUCUCUGAUCCUUUCUUCUUCAUAGAGACUGCUUGCAUUUCCUGGUUCUUUUUUGAGCUGUUUGUACGAUUUGCGGUCUGCCCCAGCAAAAGGGAGUUUUUCCACAACCUAAUGAACAUGAUUGACAUUAUAUCCAUCAUUCCCUAUUUUGUCACUGUAGUAACAGAACUGGCCACAACGCCACAAGAGAGCUCAGGACAGAAUAUGUCUUUGGCCAUUCUACGAAUCAUUCGUCUGGUCAGAGUGUUUCGUAUAUUCAAACUCUCACGUCACUCCAAAGGACUCCAGAUCCUGGGACAGACUCUGAAAGCUAGCAUGCGUGAGCUUGGCUUACUUAUCUUCUUCCUCUUCAUUGGAGUUAUCCUCUUCUCCAGUGCUAUCUACUUUGCUGAGGUAGAUGAGCCUAACACACAGUUUGUCAGCAUACCGGACGGCUUCUGGUGGGCGGUUGUAACCAUGACCACUGUAGGUUAUGGAGACAUGUGUCCUAUAACUAUGGGGGGUAAAAUGGUGGGCACCUUGUGCGCCAUAGCAGGUGUACUUACCAUUGCAUUGCCUGUCCCUGUCAUUGUCUCCAACUUCAACUACUUCUACCACAGGGAAACAGAAGCAGAGGACAAGACACCCUUUUCAGAUGCUGUUGAGCAGGCAAUGAAGGGUGACUCGAGCACCAAACAGGGCAGCAAUACUUCACUCAAUAAACCCAAUGGCAUCUGGCAGAAUGACAGAAAGAAAUAGCUUUGAAAGGAAAUGAAAAUACUAAACUUCACGUACUGCUGAAAUGCAUCAAUGGGAUGUUUUUAGCAAAUAACAACAAAUAUGUUAAGUUAGGAUAUAUUGUACCAUACCGUUCUUACCUCUAAAGAAGAUGGCUCACUGAAAUUAGCAUAAGUAUUGGUGAGAUUACUAUUCUCAGAUGCACCUAAAUGGGUUUAUGAUUUAAGUAUAAUGUUGGUCUGAUUUUGAUUGCUUUGGCCGUCAUUCCUAAUGCCUACAGUAACAUAAAAGUCAAUGUAGGUAUAUUCGCCACAGGGACUUUUAAUGCCAUAAGGCCAUAAAAUGGGUCUAAGACAGUUUUAAACCAAUCAAAAUGAAUAGAAAGGUAAACUCAAAUGAGACAUUUUGGGACAUUUCUGUAAUUGCUAAUAUAAAAUUGUAUCCAAGAGCUACGGUAUAUCUAUAUUUAGCUUAUAUGUUGCUAGAAAACUGAAAGAAAAAAACAUACACUGGACUCACCAUUGGCAAGCUAAAGAGAGGUGAUUUCUAAUUUUAAUCAAGUCAUUUUUUGGACUGAAGUUUAAUAUUUUGGUCUUCACCCUCUGCAAGUAAAUGACACAUUCAACACAGGCAGAUGAUGGCUAACAGCAAAAAAAGACCAGUGUUCUACCAAACAAAAUAAAGAAAGAAACUACUUUUCCAUUUUAGUGUUGUAAAUGGUUAACUGUAGGUUUUAUCAUAUAGUCCUGUAUCUAUUUAUUUAAGAUGUAUCAUGUUUCUAUUGUAUUAAUUUAUUUAUUUUCUUUGAUAAGUAGCAUGUAUAAAUCCAGCAGUAUGACUGACUCCACAGUAUGUAUUUUACUGGAGUGCCUUAUUAUGUUGGGAUGAAUUUGCCAUACAUAACCUCAGUACCUGUAUGUUUAUUGUGCGUAAUACACUCAGUAUUUUUUUGAUUUCAGUGAAAAUCUAAGUUAUAGCUCUUCCAUUCUUCAUUUUUGUGAGCAUUUUAUUCUGCAAAUGUCAUAUUUUUCAAAAGAAAAAUUUAACAAUGCUAUUCAACGAAGCAUCCUGACCCAAAAUAACAUUUAAUGCAUCCAGAAUAUAGUGAAUCCCCCUUUGUUUCCGCAUUAUUGUAUUAUCAGUUUCAUUAUACCAUUUAGAAUUUAGUAUUCAUCAAAUCUUCGCAAAAUAUUGGAUUUAAGAAAGGUAAAAGAAUGCAAAGAAAGAGAGAGGGAGAGAGAAUAAAUGGAUCUGUCACAGGGAACCUUGUACAGUACAUCAUCUGUCUUAUUUUGAAGGAGUAGUUAUAAACUAUCCUGUAACAGAACAGUACCACCCUUUAGUACUGGCAGCAUAUCUUAUUAGUAUUUAUUUUAAACAAAUUUUCCUAUCAAAUAAACCUUAAAUAGAAUAGGGGCAGUGGUAAUUUGGAUCCAAGAAAAUUAUAUCAGCUCAAAAUUGAGUUCUGGUGAAUUAAAUCUGUUUACGGUUUGUCUGAUGUUCUGAAUAUAAGAGCAAAUGUGUUUCUGUUUUCUGUCUGAGAAUCAGCAUUAUAAUAAUGAGUACAGUGACUAUACAAUAAGAUGUCAGUGUACAGUAUAUUUCAUAAUCAGUCUGUCAUCUGUUGCAGGUAUGGUCAAACUAAAAGCCACUGUCGUACAAAAAGUAGACUUGACUGAAGUGAUAACCUCGGUUGUCAUGGCUACAGAAGGCCGGGGUUAUUGCACCAACAGACCUUUACACUGUAUUUGUACAUGUAUGUAUGAUAACAUUUCAGUAUAUGAUUUACUGUAAUGUAGAUGCAAUACAGAUUGAAUCUCAUGAUUUUC